CUGGUCGUUUGUGCUUUGGUGCGUCUUUCCAAGGACACUAAAGGAAAAUGAAAGGAGCCGUCUCUCUCCAGGUUCUUCUCUAUGCCUCGUUAAUACAGAGCUUCAAGGUUGUAUCCAAAAGAGGCUCAGUGGACGGCUGUACGGACUGGUCAGUGGACUACUUAAAAUACAGAGUUCUGAAUGGGGAGCCAGUGAGGAUUAAGUGUGCGUUGUUUUACGGCUAUAUCCGCGCCAACUAUACCCACGCUCAAAGUGCUGGCCUCAGCCUCAUGUGGUACAAGAGUGUUGGACACGGGGACUUCGAGGAACCCAUUUCCUUCGAUGGGAUCAGAAUGAGCAAGGAAGAGGAUUCCAUCUGGUUUCGACCAGCUGAAUUGCAGGAUGUUGGGCAUUACUCUUGUGUACUACGAAAUUCUACAUACUGCAUGAAAGUGUCCAUGUCCUUAACGGUGUCGGAAAAUGACACAGACCUGUGCUACAACACUAACAUGAAGUACGUGGAGAAGGCUGAGUUAAGUAAAGGGAAGGACAUCCUUUGUCCCAACAUAGAGGAUUAUAUCCAGCCUGGCAAAGACCCAGAAAUUGAAUGGUACAAGGAGUGCAAACCCAAACAGUGGCGACAAAGCAUCGUCAGGAAGAAGGAUACGCUUUCCAUCAAGGACGUGAGAGAAGAUGACAUUGGGAAUUAUACUUGCGAGUUAACGUUCGGGAACUUUCUGGUUCGACGGACCACCGAACUGUCAGUCACGGCCCCUCUGACUGACAAACCUCCCAAGAUUUUGUUUCCAGCGGAAAACAAACUAAGCGUUAUGGAGAUGCAGUUAGGUAAUCUGGUGAACCUGACGUGCCGGGCGUUUUUUGGCUACAGCGGCGACGCGAGUCCUCUCAUCUACUGGAUGAAGGGCGAGAAGUUCAUCGAGGAUCUGGAUGAGAGCCGGGUUCGAGAAAGUGAAAUCAAAACUCUGAGGGAGCAUCUGGGGGAGCAGGAAGUGUCCAUUACUCUGACCAUCGAGACGUUGGAGGAAGCCGACCUGGGGAACUACUCCUGCUACGUGGAGAACGGUAACGGCAGACGGCAAGCCAACAUCCUGCUCACCAGACGCGAGCUCAUGUAUACAGUAGAGCUGGCGGGUGGACUGGGUGCCAUUCUUCUCCUACUGAUUUUCCUGAUAGCCCUGUACAAGUGCUACAGGAUUGAACUCAUGCUCUUCUACAGGAACCACUUCGGCAGUGAGGACGUGGACGGCGAAAACAAGGACUACGACGCGUAUCUGUCCUACACCAAAGUGGAGCCAGAGCAGUGGAGCCAGGAGACGCGAGAGGAGGAACGCUUCGCUCUGGAGAUCCUUCCCGAUGUGCUAGAGAAGCAUUAUGGGUAUAAGCUCUUUAUUCCAGACAGAGAUCUGAUCCCUACUGGAACGUACAUCGAAGACGUCGCGCGCUACGUGGACCAGAGCAGGCGCCUCAUCAUCGUCAUGACCCCCAGCUACGUGGUGCGGCGCGGCUGGAGCAUCUUCGAGCUGGAGACGCGCCUCCGCAGCAUGCUGGCGAGCGGCGAGAUCAAGGUCAUCCUGAUCGAGUGCGCCGAACUCCGCGACACCAUAAACUACCAGGAGGUGGAGGCGCUAAAACACACCAUCAAGCUGCUCACCGUGAUCCGCUGGCCCGGCCCCGACGCCAGCAAACUCGGGAGCAAGUUCUGGAAGCGGCUCCGCUACGAGAUGCCCUUCAAGCGGCGCGAGCGCGUGGUCUCCCACGAGCUCUCGCACGAGAUCUCGCACGAGCAGGCGCUGGAUGCCGGUGAGCUGCAGAGCGUCUCCGCGCUCUCCAUGGCGGCCGCCGCGUCCACCGCCGUGGCCGCCGCGCGCCCCGAGCUGCGCUCCGCCUUCCGCAACACUGCCUGUCACGCGCAGAUCGGGCAGAAACAUUACUACCGCGGAUACGGGUACGACGUGCAGCCGCUGGCCACGCUGGGCGCGCAUCAUACUUACUGCAACAUCCCGAUGAACCUGCUGAACGGACAGCGGGUGCAAGGGAAGGCGCAGAGGAGCGCCGACCACCACCACCAGCAGCAGCAGCAGCAACAGAUGGAGGAGCAGCACGCCAACAAUGCCAUGUUGCCUCUGUUGCCGCGCGAAACCAGCAUCUCCAGCGUGAUCUGGUGACGUCAACUGGUGCGACAACGUAGGACUUUUUUUGUAGACGCUUUUUCGACCUCGUCGCCUCCGGUUUAUCAGUAAUUAUGGUAAAACGACACAAACUGCUGCUGCUGUUGAACCUGUGCCCAUCUUGCAGGGACUUAUAACGAAUAGAUGUAGGCGGGAGAAGUCUGGAAACCCUACAAACCGUUUGUGUUUCAGACUGGCACACAGACAACACUAAAGUCAUUCGACACUCAAGGAAUACAGGGUCUUGUACAUAUAUUUCCAUUUUCUUUGUAGCAUCGUUUUUAUUCUUAUUAUUUACCAGAUUUAAUUUCCAUUCACUCGUUUUAUCAUUUAAAUUUUUCUAUAGACUUUUUUUGUAUGAAUAAGAAAAGAAACGUUGGUAUUACGACUUAUUUCCUUCGACUUUCUUUGCGAGUUUGCAAGUGUAGGUUAAAAUA
Molecule: messenger RNA, 2605 nt
Organism: Trichomycterus rosablanca
Lineage: Eukaryota; Metazoa; Chordata; Actinopteri; Siluriformes; Trichomycteridae
Gene: il1rapl1b
Product: interleukin 1 receptor accessory protein-like 1b
Exons: 11
Coding region: 48-2165 (705 amino acids)
Biological process (GO): signal transduction; negative regulation of exocytosis
Molecular function (GO): interleukin-1 receptor activity
Source: RefSeq, a predicted model, not a curated record